AUGAAUGGAGCAGUUGAGGCUGCAAAUAAGAAUAUAAAGAUGAUUUUAAGGAAAAUAGUAGAUAGUCACAAGCAAAGGCAUGAGAAGCUACCAUAUGCUUUACUCGGUUAUCGCACCACAAUCAGAACACCAACUGGGGCAACUCCUUAUAUGUUGGUUUAUGGUUCGGAUGCAAGGAUGGACACGGUUCGUCAUGGCCAACUCUAUCAGAAAAGAAUGACCAAAGCAUUCAACAAGAAAAUCAAACCUCGACAGUUCAUACCAGGGCAGUUAGUAUUGAAGAAGAUCUUUCCUCACAAAGGAGAAGACAAAGGGAAAUUUGCACCAAAUUGGCAAGGACCCUACAUGGUUCAUAGAAUACUCUCUGCAGGAGCGGUAAUGUUAGCAGAAAUGGAUGGUAGAGUAAGCACAAAGCCAAUCAAUUCAGACGCCAUCAAGAAAUACUACAUCUGA
This is a messenger RNA of Solanum tuberosum (potato), 453 nucleotides long. RefSeq lists its product as uncharacterized. The coding region runs from base 1 to 453 and encodes 150 amino acids. Lineage: Eukaryota; Viridiplantae; Streptophyta; Magnoliopsida; Solanales; Solanaceae. Gene Ontology annotation, molecular function: nucleic acid binding. The record is from RefSeq and is a predicted model, not a curated record. The transcript is spliced from 2 exons.